AUGGAUAAGUGGGUUUGGACUAAAGAAGGUUCGGGUUUGUACUCGGUUAGCUCGGCUUAUGAAUACAUUCAGGACAAAUCAACAAGGGCGGAGGCAAAUAAAUUGUGGACUGCCAAAGCUCCUUCAAACGUGGUAGCUUUGGCCGGGAAGGUUUUGGUGGACAGGAUUCAGACCAAGGCUUUCCUUGAUCGAAGGAAUGCUCUCCCUAAUGGUUCCUCGACUGAUUGUGUGCUAUGUGAGGGAGGCUAUGAAAUAGGUAAUAAUAUUUUCCUCACGUGUCAUACCUCUUGGAAGCUAUGGUCUAAAGUUUGUGAUUGGUUGGGGUUCUUUUGGGUGGUUCCGUCCACUGUGGGGGAGCAUUUCAUGUACUUUGGAGCUAGCAUUAGUGGGAGUAAGGUGAGGAAGGUUUUGACUCUGAUCUGGAUAGCAACAGUGGGAGUAAUUUGGCAUGUAAGGAAUGGUGUUGUGUUCAAUGGAGUUGAGGUGAAUCUAGUGAAGGCUCUUGACCUCAUUCAGUUCAGAGUUUUGAUGUGGCUCAAGGCCUGCAAGUUAUGGGUCUUGGUCAUGUUUCUUUUAGUUGGAUGUCUUAGCUUAAGCUUGCUUUGGCCUCAGUAUAUGGUGAUGUGUGUUCCCUUUCCUAUACCUUUCAAGUCGUGGGUGCUGUUAGGAGUUUGUUCUUUCAGUGGUGCUUGGAAGUUCUGCGUCUUUACUAGUGUUGGGGCUGCUUUGGACUGA
Molecule: messenger RNA, 735 nt
Organism: Lotus japonicus
Lineage: Eukaryota; Viridiplantae; Streptophyta; Magnoliopsida; Fabales; Fabaceae
Exons: 2
Coding region: 1-735 (244 amino acids)
Source: RefSeq, a predicted model, not a curated record